UGGGCUUCCACUGUCCACAAAAUGCAAGGCAACACUGUAGACCACGCCACGCAGUUGUGUAUUGUAUCAAGGCUCGGAAUUGUUUGAAACGGAGAAGCGUAUGUAGCUCUAAUUCCAUGCACGAUCAUAAUACAUCAAGCAAAUAGCCAAUAACUUUUGGCGGGAAUGUCUUUUUCUGGGUGCUAACUGCCAACAAAACACAACUAGAGUGAAGAGUAUGGUUAUGCAAAUUCAAGGCGUAUUCGUGUUCGCAGUUCGAAAAUUAUAGGAUCGUCGAAAAUAGUUACCUAGCUGGCGCAAAACUUUUCAAGUCUCAACUGUACGACUACAUUUGACAGUUCGAAAACCGUUCAAAGAAUCGAACCCUCAUGCGGCUUCAGAUUAGUAAAAAGAAAGCUACCCAGAUCUUUACAAAAUUUUAAAAUAGAAAGCAGAUUCAAAAUCAGAUAUGACAAAAGAUUUAUCACCUUCACAGGUGAGGCCGUGUGGAACUAUUCCAUCGGUUAUAUCUAUAGUUUGCAGAAUUUGUUAUGAUUGUGAUAAAGAAGAGGAAUUAAUAACACCAUGCAAUUGCAAAGGAACAGUAGCAUUCGUUCAUCGAUCGUGUUUAGAAACUUGGUUGGGUGAAUCCAAUUCCACAACAUGUGAACUAUGCCAUACUAUAUUUAAAACUGAGAGAACUCCAAGGUUUACAUCAAGUAGAUCCAUUUGGUACUGGUGUCGACACCCACCAACUGGAGCAGCACAAGGAGUUAGAAAUGACAUUCUUGCAUGUGGAAUCAUUACACCUCUUGCCAUAGUUAUAACCUAUGUGUGCCUAUUCUCCUCGGAAUAUUACAAUCAACAAAAAUUUUCCAACGUCCCAGCAGCUCGAUGGACAUCAGUUUCACUUCUUGUUAUGAUAGGGAUAAUGCUCAUUGGGUACUAUAUGUGGGUAUAUUCUGUCAUUAGAAUGCAUGCUAGAAUGUGGUAUAAUUGGUGGCAAAGAACAUGUGAUGUGAGAUAUAUUCCUCACAGUAGAACUCGCAUGGAUACAUUACAAAAUUUAAAUAAUCAUAAUCAGCCUGAUUUUUCUUCCAUUAUCAACUUGGCAGAGGGAAGUGAUUACACUGUAUCUUCUACUGCAGUAAAUGUUAAUCUUGAUGUACAUUCAGUUGAAAACGAGGUUGAAGCAGUGCAACAAAACAAUUCAACAGUUACUACUGAAAAUUAUACUAUCUUAUUAUUAUCUGGGGAUAAUGCUAUGAACAGACCCAAAAGCGAAGUGAAACUUCACAAGAUACAGGAAACCAUAGUUUAAUCUUUUCCUAGAAAAAGAUGUUGAGGAAAUUGAAAUACAAAAUGUCAAUGUGAUUACCUAAGUCGGCCACUCACAGAAAAUAAAGUUAUAUGAAUAUAGAAAUUUU
Messenger RNA from Leptinotarsa decemlineata (Colorado potato beetle), 1406 nucleotides. RefSeq names its product E3 ubiquitin-protein ligase MARCHF2. The record is from RefSeq and is a predicted model, not a curated record. Gene Ontology annotation, biological process: protein ubiquitination. Gene Ontology annotation, molecular function: zinc ion binding; ubiquitin-protein transferase activity. NCBI's taxonomy places the organism in Eukaryota, Metazoa, Arthropoda, Insecta, Coleoptera, Chrysomelidae.